Messenger RNA from Penicillium atrosanguineum, 708 nucleotides. RefSeq lists its product as uncharacterized. Lineage: Eukaryota; Fungi; Ascomycota; Eurotiomycetes; Eurotiales; Aspergillaceae. The record is from RefSeq and is a predicted model, not a curated record. The transcript has a single exon. Bases 1 to 708 code for a protein of 235 amino acids.
AUGCCACAGCUUGCGAAUUACCUCUACAGCGAUUACCCAGCCCCAGCAAUUCCGGGGAGGAUGGUGAACUCAUUGAGGCCAAUGAUUGAAUCAAGCUCCUUGGGAUCGCAGAUCCCCGGCACCCUCUCUACCUUUGCGGGUCACCCCUGCAACACUCUCCAACGGCCGCUUUCGCAGCUUCCUUAUAACCCCUACAACCAUAACUAUCCCGUAUCGAUGAUUCCAGCAAUGUCGAGUCCGCUGAGGCGAUUGACAGAAUCGACCGUUCCGGGGUCACAGAUUACCGAUACCGCCUCUUAUCUCACGAUGGAUACUGGCAUCACCGCUCCUCCUCUUUCUCGGCCUCGUUCACCAAGGGCCUCCCUCCCAUCGAAUAUCAGCGAUGAAGAAGGGAGUGACCAGUCAUCUGACGACCCCGAAUUCUUCCGAUGUUUCCACUGCGGCUUCGAUCGCAGCGUGAGACUGGAUUAUGAGGGAAUUUGCGUGUACUGCUUGGAGCCGAAACAAGAGUGGUGUUUCAAAGGCAGACAUGAAUCCGACGAAGCUGCAUUUAAAGACGACGAGGGAACACAUCACAUGUAUUGUGAGAAGUGCCGGGGUCAGAAGGAGGAUGAACAGGAGGGGAAGCAGAAGGAGGAUGGACAGAAGGAGAAUGAAAACGAGGAGGGCAACCAGGAACCGGAAAGGAAGGAGGAGCAAGGACGAUAG